GGAGAAACAAGGAAAUAUGGAUGUUCACUUUGCUGCACAACAAAUAACUCCUCAACAGUUUGAUACUAAUAAUUGGAUUAAUCCAUACAGUUCAAGUAUCCAGGGGAGUAUGUAUCAAAACUGGAUGGACCAAGGACAGAGAGUAGCAAACAGUUCUAGCCAUUACACAUAUACCCCUUCCUUUGCAAGUUCUUCACAGAGUGGGAAUAUACCAUUUUAUCAGAAUCAAAACUCAUCGCCUUAUAUCCCAUUGCAGAGCUAUCAACAAAACACCAUGGUAGAUGUCCAACAGAAUCCACCACAAACAUUUGGACAGUCACAGGCACAAUUGACUUUUGGUGAAAGUACUAACAGCUCUCUCAUGAACUUCUGGAAAAAUAUUUGUGCUUCUACAAGGCCUGUCUCGAGUCCACUAGCAACUACGGGUACACACUUGAACAAUCCCUCUGAAUCAGGGUUGGAGUAUGCCCAUUCAAAUUCGAAUAGAAACUUGAGCAAUAACAACAACAUCAUUCAACAAAAUGAACAUUCUUUAUUUCAAAGUGAUGCAAUAACUCCUAAUAUUCAUGGAUUUAACUAUCCUAGGGAGGAGAAUACAAUGGGAAGCAAUGAAUACUUUGCUGACACAACAUAUGAGAAUGAUGCAUGGGAUGUUUUCCUUAAUGAAGCUCUUAAUGGAGAAGACUUUUGAAAUUUAGAUUGAUCAAUUAAUGACAAAGAAAAACUUUUUAAAUGUAGUUCCUUUAU
This is a messenger RNA of Solanum tuberosum (potato), 747 nucleotides long. RefSeq lists its product as uncharacterized. The record is from RefSeq and is a predicted model, not a curated record. The transcript is spliced from 6 exons. Bases 17 to 691 code for a protein of 224 amino acids. Lineage: Eukaryota; Viridiplantae; Streptophyta; Magnoliopsida; Solanales; Solanaceae.